Molecule: messenger RNA, 1968 nt
Organism: Caenorhabditis sp. 36 PRJEB53466
Lineage: Eukaryota; Metazoa; Nematoda; Chromadorea; Rhabditida; Rhabditidae
Source: the annotation of a GenBank genome assembly
AUGUCUUCAGUACAUCUCUUUGCGGUACGUUAUCCAAGUCUCGACGCAACCGGUUGCGCCACCGCCCAUCAAAUACGAGCCGCCCGUCUGUCUCUUCGUUCGUUCGUUCGUUCGUUGCCAAGCAGGACCACUUCCGUGGAUGGCCACGCCCACUCGGCUAUUUGCACAGGUUCCCGCCGACGACUCUUCUUGUUUUGCCUUUUUCUUUCAUAACUCUUAUGUCACUUUUUUUCAUUUUCGCCUAAAUUAUGCACUUUUCAGCGGGUUUCAGCGAGAAAAAUGGCGACCGAAUUUCAACAACAGCUUGCCGCCGGAGGCUUGUGCAACGCAGAAUCGAUAAAGGCGUUCAACCAAAUGUACAAUACACCCGGAUUCUAUGAUAAGGUUUGAAAGUUUUUGAAAAGAGGAAAAUAAUUUAAAAUUCCAGAACAUUCAGCAAACGUACCCAAUGUUCCCGUUCAUGCCGCACUUUGCCACCUACCCGACCACCGGCACUUCUUCGUUUUCUCCCUCCGCAUCGUCCACGUCGUCAACGUCUUCCACAACGAAUCCGUCAAAGAAGAAGCCGGUUCCGGUGCCCGAGAAGGAUAAAGACAACGUAGGAUUCACUCUAGUUUCGAAAUAACCCUCUAAUUAUUAUCAGACCUAUUACGAGCGCCGCCGACGGAACAACGAGGCCGCCCGGAAGUCGCGGGAGCAGCGGCGGAAGCAGGAUUUGGACAACGAGGUGAAAGUACGCCAUCUCAUGGAUGUAAGCGAACUUUUUUUCAAGUUUGGACGGUCAGAAGUUGUAUUACACGCUCUAGAACGUGUUAUUCAAGAAAAUAUAUCUCAUCUGCUGGUAGAUUCAUCAAAAAGUUGUCAACUACACGGUCUCCAGAGCUGACAAUGGGCGCAAGUGCGCCCCGCCCAAUAGAGCGUAGAACAUUGGCGCGAAAUUCAAAUUUUAACAGCAAAAUUUGUGUUUUUUGCCAAAUUAGCCACGAAAAACCGAUAAUUUCUCAUUUGUCCCUCGAUAGACCGAUUGUAUAGGCUAUUACGAAUUUUUUAAGCGCAAGAGCGUUAAAUUUGGUCAAGUCGCAAAUCGCAUUUAUCCGUUUGAAGGUUUUUGGCUAAAACUGCGUGAAUUUCAGUUGCUUUUCGGUAGUUUUCGCUAUUCGAGCGCUCAAAAUGCUUGUAGUUACGUGAUUUAUCAUUCUCAAAACCAAUUCUGUCGGAAAACGGUCGAGAAAGCGCAAAAUGAGAAGUGCGGUUUUUAGGCGGCGAUCGGCGGCGAAGGCGAAAAAGCAAAUUCCGCGAAAAAUGCUCCAAAACGUCAUUAAUUCUGAGAAUUAGUGCGUUUUCAUGCCGAACAAUCAUUUUUCAUCGCCGUUGACCACAAAAAUCAGAGAAAACCUGCUCAAUUCAUGAAAACGCCAUUUGACCGAGGCCACGCCCAUAUUGUCAACUCUGGAGACCGUGUAACUGAUGAAAUGUUCAUUGAGAAAUUGUGCAUAUUUUAUCAGUUGACCACUUUUUUAUAUCUCAACCGACAACUGAAAUAGACCGCUUGGAAGAAACGGACCGUCCAUAGACAGUUUUUACGGGUUCCUGCUGCGCGUUUAAGCUAACCUACAGUAACCAAAAUGUUCAAAUUGUACGGUGGAGCGUGUACGCCCACGCAACUCGCUAAUCCUUUAAUUCGGCAGCCCGACAAACGGUUCGAAAAGAGUUGCAUCAGAGUUUCGGCAAAAACGAGACCGGCUGAGCGAUAAUUGAUGACGUCAUCAGUUAAUAGUAUCAUAAGUACAUGUGUUGUCGGUCUCGACACGAAAAUUUGAUUUUCAGGAAAACGCGAAGCUCCUCGCGUUUGUGCAUCAAUUGACAAUGGAGAACAACAAUAUGAAGUAUCAGCUGGCGCAGCAGUCGAUGCAAUUAUCGCAAGUCAAUUCGGUCGAUCAGACUCAUGUUAACAUUCCCACUUUUUAA